AGGGAGAGAGACUGGGCCUCAGGACCCCUUUGAGGGAGGGAGAGAGAGAGAGACUGGGCCUCAAGACCCCAUUGAGGGAGGGAGAGAGAGAGAGAGAGACUGAGCCUCAGGACCCUGUUGAGGGAGAGAGACUGGGCCUCAGGAUUCCAUUGAGAGAGAGACUCAGCCUCAGGACCACAUUGAGACCGGGCCUAAGCAAGACUCAAAGCUGAUUGGUUUGUGAAGUUGGAGAAGCCUUGGUUUUAAACGGGAUCUUUCUUUUCUUUCUUUCCCCUUGGUACUCAGUGCGGUGGGUAGCUCUCAGAGACAAGCUGAUGGAGCGAGCUGAGAGCCGGGAACAGGCCAGACAAGGAGCAGGCAGACAACGGCACCGAGGCCGUGCCAGGCAGGAUCCUGAUAUCCGGUUGUCCAAAACCCUCUCCUACAUCCUCCGACAUGGAGCAGCUGAGUUGGGAUUGGUGAUGGGAAAAGACGGUUUCCUGGAUGUGGAGGAGGUUCUGCGAUGCCCCCAGUGUCGACGUUACACGGAGAAGGACAUUCAGCGAGUGGUGGAGACCAACAACAAACAGCGGUUCACGCUUCGCCGCCACCCGGAUACGGGAAUGCUGCAGAUCCGGGCCAACCAGGGGCACAGCCUGCAGGUCGAGGAGCUGGAGCUGAUUCCGAUCACGGAGGCUGUGGGGAAUAUUCCGGAACAGGCUGUCCAUGGCACGUACCGGCAACACUGGGACUCCAUUAAGGUGGAGGGGCUGCGCUGCAUGUCCCGUAGACACAUCCACCUGGCCCCUGGACUUCCUGGGCAAGGGGGAGUGGUCAGCG
Rhincodon typus (whale shark) is the source of this 819-nucleotide messenger RNA. It is a transcript of the gene trpt1, whose product is annotated as tRNA phosphotransferase 1. Gene Ontology annotation, molecular function: tRNA 2'-phosphotransferase activity. The annotation marks the transcript as partial. Gene Ontology annotation, biological process: tRNA splicing, via endonucleolytic cleavage and ligation. NCBI's taxonomy places the organism in Eukaryota, Metazoa, Chordata, Chondrichthyes, Orectolobiformes, Rhincodontidae. The transcript is spliced from 4 exons. The record is from RefSeq and is a predicted model, not a curated record.